This is a messenger RNA of Doryrhamphus excisus (bluestripe pipefish), 1460 nucleotides long. It is a transcript of the gene nfkbid, whose product is annotated as nuclear factor of kappa light polypeptide gene enhancer in B-cells inhibitor, delta. Gene Ontology annotation, biological process: regulation of gene expression. Gene Ontology annotation, molecular function: protein binding. The record is from RefSeq and is a predicted model, not a curated record. NCBI's taxonomy places the organism in Eukaryota, Metazoa, Chordata, Actinopteri, Syngnathiformes, Syngnathidae. Gene Ontology annotation, cellular component: nucleus.
AUGCACUUUGAUAAACCGCCAAAGGAGAAGCCUUGCUGCACUCUGCCCACAGUGAAGAAACUGUUGGAGCAGAAGAGGAAGCGAGAGACAUCCUCGGUGUCGACCUCCUGCCCCCCAAACACAACCAACCCUGUUCACCCUUCAAACAUGGUUGCUGUAAGAUAUCAUAUGUCUGCAUCGGAACCGCUCACCUGCUCAGGUGCAUCAAGCAGCUACACUGACAUGACGGCUAUGGACUACGAGCAGUGGGCACUCAUGCAGGAGCCCACUAUCUCUUAUGACCCCAACCAGCCAGGACCCAGCUUCCCUGUGGGUUACAACAUCCCACAGCAGCCAGAUCUCAGCUCCCAGCCGCAGCAGCAGCUUCAAGGAUUUGGAGGCAAUGCAUCUCAAACAUACGAGUGCCUGGUGACAGGUGACGGUCAGAGUGCGGCGUCCUCCUGGUCCCCUCUUCAGCCCGGUCAGGCGUCUCCAGCCAAUUUAGGAUCAUGGUUGGAUGGCAGUAAACUGGAGAGGGCGAGAAGGCUGCUGAGUGACAUGGACUACAAUAGAGUCACGGGUCAGGACGAAGAUGGAGACACCAUCCUGCACAUCUAUACUGCCAAGGGGCUCAGGGAGUGGGCCUUUGCUGCUGCAGAGAAGCUGAGGGAUUUGGGGAAGCUUGAUGCCAAAGAGCACAAAGGCAAAACCCCUCUACUGGUAGCGGUGACAGCUAACCAUCCUGAUAUCGUGCAAGAUCUGCUGUCUUUUGGAGCGGACGUCAACGCUUGUGAUGUCAAAGGUCAAAGCGCUCUCCACCUGGCCGCUCACGACGGGUACCCUGGGGUGCUGCAGGUAAUUCUUUCAAGCAGACCUGCAGUCAACCUUGAGGUCAAAAAUUUUGAAGGGAUGACCCCGCUGCAUUGUGCAGCCAUCUCUCACUGCGUCACCAUGAAGGCUCUAUCUGCUUGCGGCAUGGCCGACGUUCACCUGCAGAGAAAAGCCGCAGAGAAACUCUCCUGUGUGCAGACGCUUCUCAAUGCAGGCGCUUCGCCACUCAGCCAGGAAAUCAAAAGCAACAAGACGGUGUUGCACUUGGCUGUGAAGGAAGGCAACAUGGACCUGCUCCACUGUCUUCUGAGCAUGCCUCUACACAACCUGAAAGACUUUGUCAACAUGAAAGCACACGGUCACACGGCUCUGCACAUGGCGGCUUGUCUCCACGGCCACCCCCAGCAGGAGGAUAUCCUGCAACUGCUACUGAGCCGAGGAGCCGAUCCCAGCAUCCGGAACAUGGAGAACGACUUACCCGCUCGCCUCCUGCAGGGCGGCCAGCAGGGGGAGCAGCUCAAAGUCCUGCUGAAGAAACGAAGUGCUCCGACUCGCCAACGUUUCAUGACCUGGCAGGACCACCAGGAAUGACUUGUAGUCAUGUGACACGCAGGGAGUCCUCUAAUGUUCACAUGACAUGCCGGCGGCGU